AUGCGCAGCCCCGCCCCGGCGGGAAGCGGAAGCGCAGGCUCGGGCUGCUGUGAGUUUCAGAGAUCAGCCAUGGGCAUUAAAGGUUUGCAGGGGUUUGUGGCAAGAGUUUGCCCUGAUGCAUGCAGAACAGUAGAUCUGAGAGAGAUGGCAGAAAAACAUCGCAUCGAUCAUCCUGAUUUCCCACCUGUUGUCGUAGUAGAUGCCAUGAGUUGUGUUAGAUACUGGUACACUCCAGAAUCCUGGGUAUGCGGCGGCCAGUGGCGGGAAUACCUUGCCAGUUUAGAGGAUUUUAUUAAAGCUUUUAUGGCAGCUGGUAUCAAGUUGGUGUUUUACUUUGAUGGAGUGGUAGAAGAGAAAAAGAGAGAUGAGUGGAUCAAGCGGAGGCUGCAGAAUAACAAGGAAAUAGCCAGAAUAUUUCAGUUUAUCAAGACUCACAGGAAACAACCAGAGAGAGAAAUGUUUGUUGUUCCUUCAGCUUUGCCUACUUUUACACGUUUUGCCCUGAAGUCGCUUGGUCAAAAAACAGUAUGCACAUUGCAAGAGGCAGACUUUGAGGUGGCUGCAUAUGGUUUGCAACAUAACUGCAUAGGAAUUCUUGGGCAAGAUAGUGACUACCUCAUCUAUAAUACAUGCCCCUACUUUUCCAUUGAGAAGCUCCGUCUGGACAGACUGGUCACUGUUAUGUACUCUCGAGAAGAUCUUUGCCGUGUGUUGGGUCUUAGUUUGACACACCUCCCUCUCUUUGCUUGCUUGCUUGGCAAUGAUGUUGUUCCAGAAAGCUUGUUGGGAGGCUUUUGGCAGAAAUGUUUAGUCACCAGUCCCCACAAGAAUAACAGCUACAACAGAAGAACAAACGUACUUCUAGCUGUAGCAAAUUACAUCUCAAAAGUUCCAUGCUCAUACAGCAGCCUGAAACACUUGGAAGAGAUGCUACCUUUGCGAUCAGACAAGACAUUACUUUGCAGAGGAGUGGAGUCCUAUCUUUUGCCCGGGCAGCAGUCUCCAUGGAUUCCUCCCAACGCAAGAAAUUGCCAAAUGUUCUCCCUUCAACAACAAACAGCCAUGUGUCAGGAUAAAGAAAUCUUUCAGUUAGCUAAAGAACAGCAUAUCCAAUCUGAAAAUUAUACAAUCUUCAAUAUCCUGAGUAAUGGAGAGAUUGAGUGCAGCAACUCUUUGGAAGAUGAAUGUGAUACAGAGAUUCCUGGACAGGCACUUAUUUACCGCCCUGCUCGUCAGCAUAUUUAUUCUGUCUUGUUGGAAUCUGAAAAAGGUGGAGCCUAUCCUGUGGUAAAAGAGUGGUUUGUCUAUUUUGGAAAUCCUCUCCAGCAGCCAGAGCUGAUACAACCUGUACAACCUUCUAUUCCAGGUGGAACACCUAAUUUGAAAACACUGUGGUUUGCCAAAGGACCUGACGUGGAAAAGCAACGGUAUAGUACAUUUCUGGCAUGCUUUCACCUUCAGGACGGGAUGGAAGAGCUCCAAGCUCUAGAAGCACCUGUUGCAGCAUUCUGCUGCUUGCUGGCCUAUCUUAUGAUGCAGGUCAGUAGCCUCUCUCUGGAGGACUUAAAUGCGUUUGUGGCACUCAUUCUCUGCCUCAAAGGGAAGUCAGCUGCUCAACUGGCAGGUUUGCAGCUUGCACAAGUGGACUCGAGAGCUGUACAUCUUGGCGCCGUCUUUGUUCGUGGCCUUACAACUUUGCUCAUGGCCAAUAGUACCUGUGGCUUUCCAUUCAGAAUGGAUGAUUUGAUGCCUUGGGAACAGUUUGAUGGAAAACUUUUUCAAGAGAAAUACCAGCAGUCACACCGAGGUUGCUCUUUGGAAGAGCUUUUGGAAGGCAAUGAGUCUUUGUAUACACCCUUCCAGAAUCUGAAGUCUUUCAUUUGCAAGGUUUGCAUGGCGAAGAAAAGAACAAUACAGAGCAGACCAAGAGGGAAUGCGUUUAUCACAGGAACACAACGAAGAGAAUUUAAUCCCAGGUUCCAACAAACACAUAGAAGUUCUUUUGUUCCUCCAUAUCAUAACCAGAUGAGGGGAUUUCUAUGGAGAAAUCCUCAACCACAAGGUAGAGAAUAUAGAUCAGGACAUCCAGACCGGAGGAGAAGAUUCCACCUUCCUCCUCGAAGGUGUAUGAUGAAAGAAAAGUGAAAGCCUGAUGUCCUCUUCCUGCUCUCAAAAAAGACUGAGCAGCAGAAAAAGAGGAUAUCCUAAGAUAGAGGCAAAAUGUUAAGAGCAAGUUUUGAAAUCUGAGAGAGUUUGCAGAUUUCCAUAAGAGCAUGUUUAGUUACUGAGGAUGAUGACUAUUCAAAACAGUGAAGUCAGUGGUGUUGCAGAGGGACUAAACUUUAUAUUUACAGAGAACUGUGGCCUUAAUGUUUAUAAUGUUGGCAAAUCCACUCUGUUGGAUUAUUUUUCUUUUUUGUUUUGAAUAAUAUUGAUUAGUAUCUUGUUAGUGUAGUUCUCAUAGUCACUAUCCUCGAUAUGGAAACUGUAUCUCAGUCUUAGGCUUCUUAUUGUGUUACUGCCAGGAUUAUUUGGUUUUAUAAGCAUUUGAAAAUUAAAUUUAUAUCUGAAAACUAUCUCAUCACCCAUACUAAUAGAGAGUAGCAGACGCUAUAAAACUUAAUGCCUGCAUUAAGCCUUGCAGAACUUAAGGUUCAAAAUAUAAGUGCUGAUCUGGAUAAUUAAUACAUAGAUCACUAAACCCAGAACACAUCAUUAUGGUAGUUUAAUCACCUGCAUAAUACAGAUCACAAAAUCUUACCCUGCAACAGGCUGUAACUUCUAAAAAUGUUUCAGUGUUGAUAUUCAUGUGUCAUAUUUGGCUCCUCACAACUGUUUGUCUUUUAAAUUACCCAGGUGACUGUACUCAUUACUGAAGUGGAUGAAAAUGGAUAGGAAAAGACACAUUUUUAUGAAAUGCUGUAUGUUGAAGAUCAUAAAAACUUCAUCAGUGUUUUUAAAAAUGGUGGUAGAAAGGCUCUAAUCAGAAAUUUAUCAUGCCUCAUCUUCAGUUCCAUUUUAUUUUGUAUACUUUUUUUUCUAGCCUAUAGCUUAUGGAAUGUUGUGAAACAAUUAUUAUAUAAUUUAGGUUCCAGAUAGUAUUGUUUGGAGCACUUUACAAAAACCUUGUUGACACAGAUAUGAAAAAUGGUCAUCAAAAAAUUAUGUCUAAAAAGUAGAGACCAGUCCUAGCUGUUGAAGGCGGCUGCAAAAAUUUAAUUAAUUCAUCUGGUUCUGUUGUGAAAUCUAUUGUGUCUCUUCUGUUAAAUGUUUAUGGUAGAUGAGGCUGAAAGUGCUCAGUCUCGGACAAAAAAGGGUACUUCUAAAGUGUUUACAAUCAUAUGACGGUUAAAAAAUGUUACUUUUCCAUCAUGUGGCUUACUUUCAUAGUUUCUCAGUCUCAGAGAAUGAGAAAGGGGUAGCUAAAACAUUCCAGAAAGUUAUAAAAUUGGUUUCUGUGUACAAAACUGCUACAGCUUUAAUAUCCUAUUAUUCUGGGGCCUUUCAGAGGUGAGUCAAAUGCAUAGUCCUUUUCUGGAAUAUCUAGAAUUCUCCUCCAUAUGUAGUGAGUCAUUUGUGAAACAUUUAAGGUUUAUGCCAGACCUUACAUCUGUCUUUAGCCUCAAAGUAAAGGUGUCAGUGUGAGCCUCUGGCCAGUAUAAUUUUGGAGGAAAUUCUAAAUCAAUGGGAAACUAACAGACAUUUUGAAUGCAUUCUUUUUUUUUUUUUUUUUUCUCUGAAGUGGCAGUUGUUUGAAGCACACAGGGUAAAUUUUUUUCCCUUUUGACAUCACUGGUGCAUCUUUUGCAGAUAUUAGUGGCACUGUGAUUUCACUCCAUCCUGAUAAGGUAGUCCCAAGACAUCUAAGUAAAUGGACAGAGUACAGGUAGGGCAGUCGGGUAUCUCCUGUGUUAAUUUUCACUGGUCUAUUAUUCAUCACACAGACUUUAUUACUACUUUGGAGAUACGUGUGUUUUUAGAGUAGUACAUAAGUACACUUGAAAUCAAAUAUCUUUAGAAGUGUUUAGCAUGAGGGAAAGGUAUUAUUUUUAUAUUCUAAAGAGAAAAUUUAGCUCUAAUUUUGAAACCUAUUUUCAGAAGAAGUAUUAUAGCUAUUUUACAACUUGCACUUAUCUUUAUGGUACAAUGAUUACCGAUUUAAAUUCUGUUGGUUUUAGUCCAUUAUUGUUCAGUUCAUGUUGUUUCUUAGGCCUCAUGCAGAUAACUCCUUUGAGUCAACUGUCAGUGGAACUUAGUUCCUAUUUAGUAUACAUGUUAUGUCAAAGUGAACAGUAUUGUCAGACAUACAUAACUCAAUACUAUAAUUUCCUCGCAUGUAUUUUUCUAUUUGUAACCCAAUAAAUACAUUCUUUCAUACUCUGCAUGUAGCAACAGUCCAGCUAAUCAAAUAAAUUGGCGGCAAUACAGUAUUUCUAGUUCUAUUAAAAGUUUGAACAGACAUAACUUUUACACGACACUGUCUGAUUUGCAUUCCAGGGAUCCUGUCACGAUAGGGGCAUUCCUGCUUCCUUUUUCUAUUGAUUUGUCACUGACUGUAAUUGUACUACCACUUUUUUUUUUUUCUUUUUUUUUUUUCCCCCAAACCUUUUGGAAUAAUGUGGUCUGAGUUUUAUGGAAAGUUCUCUAGUUUCAGGAAUCUCAUGAUGUAUAAUAGUGUAUUUGAAAAGAAUGUAAAUGUGUGCCAGGAUUUGUUGGUAAUUCCCCCUUCAGGCUUUGAUAUGAGAAAAGAUUUCUGUUGGCCUCAAUAAACAAAGUUAAAUACAGUUAGA
Molecule: messenger RNA, 4790 nt
Organism: Harpia harpyja (harpy eagle)
Lineage: Eukaryota; Metazoa; Chordata; Aves; Accipitriformes; Accipitridae
Gene: FAM120B
Product: family with sequence similarity 120B
Exons: 11
Coding region: 1-2145 (714 amino acids)
Cellular component (GO): nucleus
Source: RefSeq, a predicted model, not a curated record